AUGGACGCAAAGGUCGACUUUUCGGUUCCAACUUACGCCGAUCAAUAUUAUGGAGAGUUCCAAGCACUCUGCCCUAACGAUAGGGAAGUGCUCUACAACCACUUUCUGGCGACUGCAAAACUGAGAUUGGGAAACAAACCACAUUGGUGGCCAACCGCCGUUGAUUGGGAUUUUAUUAAUGACGGGGCUUUGGCCACUGUGAAAUCGAGACUGAAAGAAGAACCUAAGUGGUGGCCCACUACUGAUGAAUGGGGCUUCAAAGGUGCCCCAGGUAUGCAAGAAUCCGAGAAAUCCGAAGUCCUAGCAUGCAUUAUGAGAAACUACGACCACCAGGACCUUGCGAGAAUACUCGACAAAGGCCCCAAAACCGACCAUUCGGCCCAAAGACCGCCCUGCGAGAGUCCCUACCGAUAA
Molecule: messenger RNA, 414 nt
Organism: Penicillium canescens
Lineage: Eukaryota; Fungi; Ascomycota; Eurotiomycetes; Eurotiales; Aspergillaceae
Exons: 3
Coding region: 1-414 (137 amino acids)
Source: RefSeq, a predicted model, not a curated record